AUGGCAAAGAGGCGUAGCACUUCUUUUUUCACGAUUACUUGUGAUUAUGUGACUGUAAACGCUAACAGAACAAUAUCUAUCGAUAGAAUGGCGUUGAAGCAAACAGCAGUGCUCUACCAUUAUCCAUGUCCUGAUGGUGCAUUUGCUGCUUUGGCAGCUCAUAUUUACUUCACUGCUUCCUCUGUUCCAGCUCUCUUCUUUCCCAACACUGUUUAUUCCCCACUCAAAGUCGAAGACCUUCCUCUUGAUCAAAUCGGUGAUGCUUAUCUCCUUGAUUUUGUUGGACCCCCGGGUUUUGUUCAGCAACUCUCUCCCAAAGUUGACCGUGUGAUAAUAUUAGAUCAUCAUAAAACAGCACUCAAGAUGCUUGAUGAAGGUGAAUUUUCCUAUAAGAAUGUGACAAAAGUGAUAGAUAUGGGAAGGAGUGGGGCCACCAUUGCCUAUGAUUAUUUCAAGGAAAAAACCCUAGCUCUUAAAAAUGGAAACAAUUUGAGUAAUCUUGAAUUGGGUAUCCAUAAAUUUGAAAGCUCUCGAAGGAUAUUUGAAUAUAUUGAAGAUGCAGAUCUAUGGAGGUGGCAUCUUGACAACAGCAAAGCUUUCAGUAGUGGUCUUAAAGAUAUGAACUUUGAAUUCAACAUAACAUUGAACCCCUUGUUAUUUCAGCAGUUGCUAUCUUUGGAUCUGGAAUAUGUUAUAAAUCAAGGCAAGCAGAGUUUAUCACAGAAGCAAACUUUAAUAAAUGAGGUUCUUGAGCAAUCAUAUGAGAUUGUUCUUGAUGAUGGAGCAUCUGGACAUUGUCUGGCUGUUAAUGCUGAUUCCGUUUCCGAUCUAAGAAGUGAACUUGGCCACCAAUUAGCUGAAAAAAGCCGGAAUCAGAACUUAAGGGGAAUAGGUGCAGUGGUCUACAGAGUACCGGAUCUCAAAGAUGAUGAAAUUUUAAAAAUAAGCCUAAGAAGUAUAGAAGAUGAAGAUACAACAGUUAUAUCACAGAAACAUGGAGGUGGUGGCCAUAGAAAUGCAAGUUCAUUCAUGCUAAAAUGUGGGGAAUUUGAGCAAUGGAAGGUAGGAUCUAAUGACUCUCGGAAACAAGAACGCAAAGCAGAUAAAAGAACUCAUGCAAAACAUCUAGUGAGAUCUGGAACCGGAGGCAGUGACGACAUCAAGAUCUAA
Lactuca virosa is the source of this 1170-nucleotide messenger RNA. The record is from the annotation of a GenBank genome assembly. Lineage: Eukaryota; Viridiplantae; Streptophyta; Magnoliopsida; Asterales; Asteraceae.